This is a messenger RNA of Salvia splendens (bonfire salvia), 3190 nucleotides long. Its product is annotated as homeobox-leucine zipper protein ANTHOCYANINLESS 2. The transcript has 9 exons. The record is from RefSeq and is a predicted model, not a curated record. Gene Ontology annotation, biological process: regulation of DNA-templated transcription. NCBI's taxonomy places the organism in Eukaryota, Viridiplantae, Streptophyta, Magnoliopsida, Lamiales, Lamiaceae. Gene Ontology annotation, molecular function: lipid binding; DNA-binding transcription factor activity, RNA polymerase II-specific; DNA binding. The coding region runs from base 676 to 2967 and encodes 763 amino acids.
CAUCCACAUAGCAUUGGGAUAUUCACUUCACUUCCUUCAUCUGAUUUCCAUCUCUUCUUGUUUUCUUCCCAGCUACUCUCUUUCUCACCCCCAAAAAUACAAAAGCCUUUUUGAGCCCUUUUCUCACACUCUCUCUCUCUCCAUCUCUUGCUUUUGUUGGACCUGGAGCUUUUUUCAAGUCAAACAUGCAGAUAUUAAGAUAACUUUGAACACCAAGAAAAGCUCCCUGUGAAAACUAUAGGUUCUUCUGUCAACGUGUUUAUUUUUCUUUCUUCCCCAAUUUCUAUUUUGAUUAUUCGUCUUCACAUUCGAAAAAGAUCGAGUUUUUAUUAAGCGAGAUAUAGGGGAGGAGAGAGAGGGAUAGAGAAGGAAGAGCAAAGCAGCAAAAAACACAAGGGUUUUUCUUUGCUUGCAUUCUUUCUCUUUCUUUCUCUCACCGCAGAGAGAGGCAGCACGAGACAUUUGGAUUUGGGCUUGUGUUGUGUCUCUUCUACCUCUCUCUUCUUUCUUCUUUUCCUUUGACUUUUUGCAAAACAUUGUACCACUACAUUUUAUACUAUUUCUUGAUACAAACUCUCCCAUAGUAAUUCUGUUAAAUAAAGAGAGAAAAGGAAAGUCCUCCAUACAUAGAUUGAGGGGGAAAAAGUAGCAACUCAAAAGAGGGAUUUUGAUUUCAUGAAUUUUGGGGAUUUUCUUGAUAACACUUCUUGUAGUGGCGGCGGGGCAAGAAUUGUUGCUUUUAAUAAUAACAGCAGCAUGCCCGGCGGCGCAAUCGGCGAGGCCCGCUUCCUCACUCAGUCUCUCUCUUCCAAGCCCAUGUUCAACUCUCCCGGCCUCUCUCUAGCCCUCCAGACGAGCAUGGAGGGGCAAGGAGAGAUUGCGAGGAACAAUGAGAUGAGCAAUGCUGGUGGGAGAAGGAGCAGAGACGAAGAGCCCGAUAGCAGAUCUGGCAGCGACAACAUGGACGGCGCAUCCGGCGAUGAUCAAGACGCCGCCGACAAACCGCCGAGGAAGAAGAGAUACCACCGACACACUCCUCAACAAAUCCAAGAGCUCGAGUCGCUGUUCAAGGAGUGCCCUCACCCUGACGAAAAGCAAAGACUGGAGCUUAGCAAACGCCUCUCUCUCGAAAUCAGACAGGUCAAAUUCUGGUUCCAAAAUCGAAGAACCCAGAUGAAGACGCAACUCGAGCGGCACGAGAACUCGAUUCUCCGGCAAGAAAACGACAAGCUCCGGGCGGAAAACCUGUCGAUUAGGGAGGCGAUGCGCAACCCCAUGUGCACCAACUGCGGCGGCCCCUCCGUGAUCGGCGAGGUUUCCCUGGAGGAGCAGCACAUCAGGAUCGAGAACGCCCGCCUCAAGGACGAGCUCGACCGCGUCUGCGCCCUCGCCGGGAAGUUCCUAGGCCGCCCCAUGCCCAACUCCACCUUGGAGCUCGGGGUCGGCGGCAACGGUUUUGCCGUCAUCCCCUCUGAUUACGGCAUCCCUAGCUCGCUGCCAAUGCCGGAGAUGCCCGUGAAUCCGGUGGAGAAGUCAAUGUACCUGGAGCUGGCGUUGGCAGCAAUGGAUGAGCUGGUGAAGAUGGCUCAAAGUGAUGAGCCGCUUUGGAUUAGGGGAUUGGAUGGUGGGAGAGAGAUGCUGAAUCAAGAAGAGUACUUGAGAGCUUCCUCUCCCUGCAUCGGCAUGAAGCCCAAUGGCUUCAUCACCGAGGCCUCCCGGGAGAUCGGGAUGGUCAUCAUCAACAGCUUAGCUCUCGUUGAGACAUUGAUGGACUCUAACAAAUGGGCCGAGAUGUUUCCCUGUUUAAUUGCAAGAGCCUCAACUACACAAGUCAUCUCUAGUGGUGUGGGAGGAACAAGGAAUGGUGCACUUCAACUGAUGAAUGCUGCACUUCAAGUUCUGUCGCCGUUGGUGCCGGUGAGGGAGGUGAACUUCCUCCGGUUCUGCAAGCAGCACGCGGAGGGCGUAUGGGCCGUCGUGGACGUGUCAAUCGACAACAUACGGGAGGCUCACGCGUUCCCCAGCUGCCAGAGGCUCCCCUCCGGCUGCUUGGUGCAAGAUAUGCCUAAUGGCUAUUCCAAGGUGACAUGGGUGGAGCAUAUCGAGUACGAUGAGGGCGUGGUCCACCAGCUCUACCGGCCACUAGUCAGCUCUGGCAUGGGCUUCGGCGCCCAACGGUGGGUCGCCACCCUCCAACGCCAGUGCGAGUGCCUCGCCAUCCUCAUGUCCUUCCCAGUGCCCUCCCGGGAUCAUUCAUCUGCGAUCACGGCAGGCGGCAGGCGGAGCAUGCUGAAGCUGGCCCAGCGCAUGACGAACAACUUCUGCGCUGGCGUGUGCGCGUCGUCGGUGCACAAGUGGAACAAGCUGCAGACAGAGAACGUGGACGAAGACGUGCAGGUCAUGACCCGUAAGAGCAUCGACGACCCUGGGGAGCCACCCGGGAUCGUGCUCAGCGCGGCCACCUCCGUGUGGCUGCCCGUGUCCCCUCAGAGGCUCUUCGACUUCUUCCGCGACGAGCAACUGAGGAGCGAGUGGGAUAUACUCUCCAACGGUGGGCCCAUGCAGGAGAUGGCUCACAUUGCCAAGGGUCAAGACCAUGGCAAUUGUGUCUCCCUGCUACGUGCUAAUGCGGUGAACUCGAAGCAGAGCAGUAUGCUGAUACUGCAGGAAACGUGCAUCGACAGGGCGGGUUCGGUUGUGGUGUACGCGCCGGUGGACAUCCCAGCGAUGCACGUGGUGAUGAACGGCGGUGAUUCGGCAUACGUGGCGCUGCUGCCAUCGGGAUUCGCGAUCGUACCUGAUGGGGCAGGGUCGGAUACGGGCGACCGGGUAAGCGGGUCGCUGCUGACGGUGGCGUUCCAGAUAUUAGUGAACAGCCUCCCGACGGUGGAGUCGGUGGAAACGGUGAAUAACCUAAUCACGUGCACCCUUCAAAAGAUCAAGGCCGCCCUUCAAUGCGAGAGCUGAUGAUUUCCUUUUCUUUUGAGAGUAACGUGUUGUAUUUUGAGGGGUUGGAUGUAAUUUGAAAAUUGUUUGGUGGUGUGAUUGAGAUUUGAGGGGAUGAGUCAAGAACGAACCGUGGUGGUGUGAGGCCACCGCGGCACAAUGCUGCUGGUUCGGGUAUUGACUCUACCCACUUUCUGUAAAGUGGAUUCUUCGUUUUUCACUCAUUCACAAUUUAUUUCAAUUA